Messenger RNA from Guillardia theta CCMP2712, 549 nucleotides. RefSeq lists its product as hypothetical. Bases 1 to 549 code for a protein of 182 amino acids. The transcript has 3 exons. Lineage: Eukaryota; Cryptophyceae; Pyrenomonadales; Geminigeraceae. The record is from RefSeq and is a predicted model, not a curated record.
AUGCGAGCUUUCCUCCUCCUGACAGCGAUCGCGACAGCAUCAGCCGUCACAUGCAACAUUGCCAAGAAGAGCGAUGCCGCCAUAGGAAGCUGCGGAACGAAAACCGUCCAGUACGGCAGCUGUCUCUCGAAAAGUGAUGCAGACACAAACCUUGCCGCUGCCAUUGCAGGCGCAGCUCUCAUGGCUUCAACCGAUGCUACUUGUGCCACCUUCUUCUCUAGCAUUUGUGCAAGCUACGGCUUGACCGCAAAGGCCACCAAGUGCUCGGACCUAUGCUCUGGGUAUGCAUUUUUGUCAGGCUGUACUUCAGACUCCCAGUGCGCAACGACGACUACUACAGUGGUGGACUGCUGCAGCAAGAGGAGGUCAGACAUCUCAAACUUCUGCACCGUCGACUCAGCCAAGCUUGACUCCAUCAUCGCUUCUGAAAAAUCCAAAGCAGCAUGUAGUGAUACCAACUGCACCUCAGCGGCGCCGAGGACCCUUUCGUCGCUGUACAUUCCUCUGCUGCUGUCGUUGCUGGGGUAUGCGAUGACCUCUCGGCUGUGA